Molecule: messenger RNA, 396 nt
Organism: Diversispora eburnea
Lineage: Eukaryota; Fungi; Glomeromycota; Glomeromycetes; Diversisporales; Diversisporaceae
Source: the annotation of a GenBank genome assembly
CAAAUUAAAUGUCAAAGAAGUAUUUUAUCAGAUACAAAUGAAGAAGAAAUUAAUAAUGCUGAAAAUAAUAUGCAAGAUGAAUAUUUACAAAAUCAAAAUAAAAUUGAUAAUUUUUUAUUAGAUAUAGAUAUUUCACUAGAAUUUGAUGACAAUAAUAUAGCUACUGAAGAACCAUUAACAGAUGAUCAAAUAAUUGAAAUGGUAUUAGAAGAAAAUAAUUCUACAUCACAAAAUAUUAAUAAUGAAUCUGACAAUGAAAAAACACAAAAAAUACCUACUGUUAGUAUAAAAGAAGAUAGUAUUUUUUCUACAGAUAUGAGUUUUGAAAUAACUGAGAUAGAUAUUUUAAAUUCUAAUUAUAAAAUGAAUGAAAAUUUUGAAAUAACUGAAGUCUGA